Solanum dulcamara is the source of this 942-nucleotide messenger RNA. RefSeq lists its product as uncharacterized. Gene Ontology annotation, biological process: protein ubiquitination. Bases 1 to 942 code for a protein of 313 amino acids. Lineage: Eukaryota; Viridiplantae; Streptophyta; Magnoliopsida; Solanales; Solanaceae. Gene Ontology annotation, cellular component: cytoplasm. Gene Ontology annotation, molecular function: ubiquitin protein ligase activity. The record is from RefSeq and is a predicted model, not a curated record. The transcript has 3 exons.
AUGGCAGUUGGAGUGUAUGAGGCUGUUAGAGAACUUAAUCUUGUCAAUGAUGUUAUCAUUGCAACCUUUAUUAUGAUGUCCAUUCCAAGGAUAUUGUGGCCUAUGGGACAUUUAGAGAAACUACGAGGUUUUUCUUAUCAUAGCCAUGUCCAACGUGAAGUGAACUAUGUUGCCACAAUAAACAAAGCUUGGUAUGAAGCUCUUGAUUUUGCUCACAAGGGACUUGCAGGUGCUUGUCGUCAAAUGCACUUCGUCCAUCUUGAAGUCAAUGUAACUGCACCUAAAUUACCAAUGCUUUCGUUGGUGAGAUUUCUUGCCUUGAACUUUGAGGACAAGUCUACCUUUGUUUUGUUUCCCCUGUCGAUCCCCACGAAAUUGAAAUACCUUCAUUCCUACUGGAAUGCAGAAGUCGAAAUUCAAAAAAUAACAAGUAUGAAUAACCAUAUUCCUUGUAAUUUACCCACAUUAGACAUUCAAUUUCAGUUUGAUACAUUGUUUCCUGGACGAUCAGUUGAACAAGAGGCCAAAGCUCAUAGCAAAUCACUCCAUCUCAAACUUUUCCAUUCUAUUACAUACAUGUCAUACAAAUGGGGUGAAGCAUUUGAUAAGAAUUAUCGUCGUUUUUUCAUUCACAAUAUGAUUGAAGAAGUUUAUAAAAUUAUUCAUGAUGAGUGUAACAAGGGUCGUCAACGCUUGAAUGUGAGCAUUCGUAUGAUUUUAGUCGUGCCAGACAUGUUGCAGCUGUUACAGAAGAUGGAGAAUGAUGAAAAUAAUGCUAUGAAUCAUCAUGACUCAUGUGUCAUUUGUCUUGAAAAGCUUGGAAAGGAGAAAGAGAGGAUGUGCAUGCCGUGCUCACAUAUUUUUCAUAAAGAUUGCAUUACAACUUGGCUACAGAAUGGACAUUCUUGCCCUGUUUCCCGUUAUGAUCUCCGAGUCACAUAG